UUAGGGUUUUUGGCUUAACCUCCUCCGCUUCCAAAAUACUGACACAGAUAGACGCAGACUCGCAGAGUGCUCAGAGAUCAGAAUCAAUGGCGGCUAAGCCUUCUUUGAAGAACAAAGGGAGAGGAAAAGGACCAAAGGGAUCGUCUUCUUCCACCUCCUCGUCAUCAUCAUCCAAGUACGAGCUCGUCAAGGAGUGGACCAACUGGUCGCUGAAGAAAGCAAAGGUCGCGACUCAAUACGGAUUCAUCCCUCUCAUCAUCAUCAUCGGCAUGAAGUCGGAUCCAAAACCUCACCUUUUCCAGCUUCUCAGCCCCGUUUGAUCUUCCCCAAUGUUUUACUGCUUUUACUUCCUCAAUUAUGUUCUGUUUUUUCUUUUUCAAUAUAUGAAAAUUGGAUUAUUUUA
Messenger RNA from Raphanus sativus (radish), 403 nucleotides. RefSeq names its product mitochondrial import receptor subunit TOM7-2. Gene Ontology annotation, biological process: protein import into mitochondrial matrix. Gene Ontology annotation, cellular component: mitochondrial outer membrane translocase complex. Lineage: Eukaryota; Viridiplantae; Streptophyta; Magnoliopsida; Brassicales; Brassicaceae. Bases 87 to 320 code for a protein of 77 amino acids. The record is from RefSeq and is a predicted model, not a curated record. The transcript has a single exon.